AUGAAAGGCUACGGCGGCGCGACCACGUUGAUCGGCUUCGAGGAGCUCUCCGACGAGGAUCUUCAGGGGUUGAAGGAAGUCUGUGGCGCCGACGCUGGGAUCGAUGUCCUAUGUCCACGUCGUUCGGCUCUUUCAGCGUUCGAACUGGACAAUACCCUGAAUUCCAUCGGUAUUCGACGCGAGAUCGCCUCACUCCUGCGUCACUUCAACAGCACAAGGCUCGCUGAGCGCGUGUUCAAGAUGACCGGUUACCUGCGUCGAGUCCUCGGGGCCUACCGAAACAUGCGUUCUGUGGCUGACUCUCAGCAGGGUUUCACCGCCACUCAGGAAGUAUUCGACACGCGACGCAAGUACAAGGAACUGAAGCGCGCCUGGAAAUUCACGUGCGACUACUGGUUCCUGGAGGUCCAAGAGGCCCUGGGCAAGGUGGAUGACGCUGAGUCCAAGUACAAAGUCGCGCUGGGCGAGCAGAAGACGCGGUAUCAAGACGAGAUUGAUUCUCUGGAGUCCGAAAAGGCGCAACUCAAGGCGCGCCUUGCCGACUCUGAGGCACAAGCGCGAAUCCUGAAAUCGCGUCUUGAGUCAGCCACCGUGGACCCCUGGAAGUUCUCCGAUUUCCUUCAAGAGCACACAGACUUCACGGCUCUGCAUCAAGGGCUCGAAGCAUCCUGGGACACUGUCAUCAACGUCACGGCCAUGGACAAGCGCAAGGCUGCGGUGGCCCCGUACCCAGAGAAAAGCACACGUAUGCCUCUGUCUUCGGGGUCUGGAUCGUCCGGUCGUCCUGAAAUUCUGGUUCUCACGGAUCCUGGCAGCAAGCCUCGCAGCGGUUCGAAGACCGGGGGCAAAACUCAGGAUUCCAAGAAAUGUCAGGGUUCCAAGAAAGCGCCGGGCGAGUCGCCACGGCAGUCGGCGCACCCUAAGCCUCACAAAGUUCAGCGUCGCCCCAAGGAUCACCAACCAGGCCGCGACUCUGUGCGUCGCGCCAGCGAGAAGACUGUGGUGUCCAAGGAGGCCGCACACACGAUGCUCCCGGGUGGUGUCGUCUGGAAGGAAGUUCGGCCCGACGCACGUCAGGCCAUUCUUGCUGGGCUCAAGUACGACACAGCCAUGGAGUGGAUUGGCAGCGACCGGGCGGCUCACGGGCACUUCAGGCAGCCGCAGCUGAUCAAGAUGCUCGUGAGCAUGAUGUACUGGCGUCGUCUUGACCUGACUCCCUGGAGCAAGUACGUCCCUGAAGCCUACUACGAAACGGCAGACGAGCGUCUGGACAGGUGCCUUCGACGCAGUGAUGUGCCACCACCCUGGGGGAACCUCGAUGACCACAUGGUGUACCCUGAUGAGGACGCCGAUUCCACGGUGGACGACAUCGAGAACGACCCGGACUACCAGCCUCCCGCCCAGGAACCUGAGGAGAGCGCCUCUAGUAAUAGCUCUGAAGAGGAGGAGGUCGCCCCUGAAACUCUGGAGGACAUCGAGGAUGCAGAGGACGACGACGACGCUGAGGACGACAAUGGAGUAGGAGAACCCCUGGAAGUCAAGCCUCCUGCUAAGCGCUCCCGUUCUGAGUCAAGCAAGAAAGCUCAGGGUUCCAACUCGAAGUCGAAGAAGAAACGUCGCACGGGAAACAAGACAGACACUUCUGCCACUCAGGGUUCUAGUGGUACUCAGGGGUCCAAGGCUACAUCACGCUCCAAGCAUCCGUCGACGCUCGCGCGGAAAUCGUACUCGGAGCUCACUUGA
Messenger RNA from Phytophthora sojae, 1743 nucleotides. RefSeq lists its product as hypothetical. The record is from RefSeq and is a predicted model, not a curated record. The coding region runs from base 1 to 1743 and encodes 580 amino acids. The transcript has 3 exons. NCBI's taxonomy places the organism in Eukaryota, Oomycota, Peronosporomycetes, Peronosporales, Peronosporaceae.